AUGCAAAGGCUUAUUGGUCAAGUGGUUAGUGAAUUUCAGUUUGGGUUUAUUCCUGAAAGAUGGAAUUCUGAUAACAUCUUGCUUGCUACUGAGUUGAUAAAAGGUUAUACUAGAGCUCAUCUUUCUCCUAGGUGCCUGCUCAAAGUGGAUUUGAAGAAAGCUUAUGACUCUAUUGAGUGGUCUUUCUUGCAAAGUUUGAUGAUUGAACUAGGGUUUCCUGAUUGUUUUGUUGCUUGGGUGAUUACAUGCAUAACCACUGUCUCAUAUAGUAUUAAUAUCAAUGGGAAGCCAAGUGUCCCUUUUUGUGCUAAAAACGGGCCGAGACAGGGAGAUCCAUGUCUUCUUUUCUCUUUGCAAUUGGUGUACGUGGAAUAUCUCACUAGGUAUUUACAGUACUUACAACAUCAACCUGAUUUCAAUUUUCAUCCUAAAUGUGAAAAAUUAGCAACCACUCACAUGAUGUUUGAUGAUGACCUCCUUAUGCUCUCCAGUGCUGAUCUUAUCUCUGUCUUUUUCCUGAUGACUGCUUUUAAUCAGUUUUCUACAACUUCUGAUGGAUCUUUCCCUUUCAGAUAUCUUGGUGUUCCACUCACCACCAAGAAGCUGGUGUAUAACCAAUGUAGACCUCUGAUAAACAAGGUGGUAGCUAGGGCCAAAACUUGGACUGCAAAGCAUCUGCCUUAUCCAGGAAGACUGCAAUUAUGUCUGCAGUUUCAUAGGCAACCUUUUACUUUUGAAAUGGUGUUGAUUCUUAGAGCUUCUAAAAGAACUGGUGACAGGUACAAGCUACUGAUGAUGUUCUUUGCUGAGUGCAUUUAUGGUAUCUGGCUGCAAAGGAAUACCAAAGUGUUCAAGUAG
Messenger RNA from Spinacia oleracea (spinach), 858 nucleotides. RefSeq lists its product as uncharacterized. The coding region runs from base 1 to 858 and encodes 285 amino acids. The record is from RefSeq and is a predicted model, not a curated record. The transcript is spliced from 3 exons. NCBI's taxonomy places the organism in Eukaryota, Viridiplantae, Streptophyta, Magnoliopsida, Caryophyllales, Amaranthaceae.